AUGGAGAAGUUCGAUCCCGAGACGGAGUUCCUUCUCUCAAAGCAAGAAACUGGGAAUGAGUGGGAGCUCUUUAAGGAGAACGUAAGGCCUUUGAAGAGAGGUCGUAAGAUUGCUACCUUGAACGAGGCUCUCAAGUCCCAGACCAGCAAUUUUCACAAGGACUCUCUCCUUCACCAACGAAAGAAACUGAUUGAAGCAAUCGAUGAUUAUUCUGGGGAUGAUCCUCUCCAUCCAUGGCUCCAGUGCAUCAAGUGGGUUCAGGAAGCAUUUCCUUCUGGUGGAGAUAGUUCUGGACUGGUUGUGAUUUACGAACAAUGUGUUCGUACCUUUUGGCAUUCAGAUCGCUACAAGGAUGAUCUCCGGUAUCUGAAAGUGUGGUUGGAAUAUGCACAAAAUUGCAGCGAUGCUGAAAUCAUAUACAGUUUUCUCGACACAAACGAAAUCGGGAAGACACAUGCUUCAUACUACAUAUCCUAUGCUAGGCAUAUGGAAUCCAAGAACAAGAUGAAAAUGGCCAAUGAUAUAUUUAAUCUUGGUAUAUCGAGGACUGCUCAACCGAUACAAACACUCAAGGAUUCAUACACAGAAUUUCUUAUGCGCUCAAUGAGAAGACCAAAACCUAAUGUCGGUGACUCUACGGAGAAAAACUUGUCACUCCGAAGCUUUGGCACUGUCCUCUCUACUGGAGAAAACAGAAUAAGGACCACAGGUAGGGGUCAUUCUUCUUCUUCUUCUUCUUCUCUUGUUAACAUAUACAAAGAUCCAAGUUUUGCUGUUGAUAUACCAAAGACGGAGGCAGCCUCUUCUUGGAAGAGUCUUGGAUCUCGAGCAGAGAGAAACAAAGAGAAUAAUGACAAGCCUAGCAAGUGGAAAGCGUACAAGGUUUCUCAAAAACCAGGAACCGUUGUAGGUAGUAAUUGCAUUGAGGUUUUUGUAGAUGAAGAAUGUGAAAAAGAGAUGCCCAAAGAAGAUGUUGAGAGCAACAGCAUCAGCAGGGGUUUGAAUUUUCAACUUAGACAGGGAAAUGACCAACACCUUAAGACAGAAACACAACUGUUGAGGGAGAAUCCAUUGCGUAAUUUCACUUCAAACAGCCUUCCGAGAUAAUUAAUGUGGUAUUUCAGCUUUUCUCAUCAAAGCCUCUCUAUUAUGGUCUCUGCUUGUUUUUGUUUUCUUAUUAGGAAAACUCUCAUUUCUGAUUUCUGUGUAUGCUAUCACUUUUCUAUUAUGGUUUCUACUUGUUUUUGCUUUCUUAUUAGGUGAACUCUUAUUUCUGAUUUCUGGAAACUUUUCAUAUAAUUAAUUUAUGGCUUGUUUUAUUAUUAUCA
Cannabis sativa is the source of this 1328-nucleotide messenger RNA. Its product is annotated as mitotic spindle checkpoint protein BUBR1. Gene Ontology annotation, biological process: mitotic spindle assembly checkpoint signaling; meiotic sister chromatid cohesion, centromeric. The transcript has a single exon. NCBI's taxonomy places the organism in Eukaryota, Viridiplantae, Streptophyta, Magnoliopsida, Rosales, Cannabaceae. The record is from RefSeq and is a predicted model, not a curated record. Gene Ontology annotation, molecular function: protein kinase activity. The coding region runs from base 1 to 1107 and encodes 368 amino acids.